CAUCAAAACAACCUGCCGGAUCCACAUUUUGGCUGCUUGGGUCCCUUCCAAACACGAUUCUUCUCCACCUGAGUCCUGAGCCUCUUGAGGCCGCUACUGUGGAGCUUCCCUCUCGUAGCCCCCGUCAUUCUCUCCCCUCUUUCUGCCUCAACAUAGAAACCCACGAAAAGCCCACCAUCUCGCCGCCACUGGGCACCACAACCGGAAAAGGGCUCCACUGUCCGAGGUAUUUGACCUCGAACUCGGUCAAAGGCACGCCAUGUGGGGUGGCCGGCACUUCCGGGACUCGGCUCCGACCAGUGUCCGGCCGCGUCCCGCGCCCGAUUUCUCCCCAGAUUCUUUCCCAAUGGGGAGGAAGAAGAUGAGAACUAACGAGGCUCCGCUGAGCCAAACGGCCACCGUGUGUUGGCGGGAGGAACUGGAGGAGAGAACCCAGAAACUCAAUUCAGGGAUUUGGGACUAUUCUGACCCCUAUUGCAUGCCUAAUUUGUGGGAGAGCUUGGGAUGUGGGAAGUAUGGGAGUGUCACAAGUGAAAUUGAGGAGCUUUUGUCUCAGAGCAGACUCUACAUUGAUUCUUGCUACGCGAGGGAUCCUACCCUUCUGUGUAAAAUCAUAGAGAUGGAGUAUAAUUUUACUGCAGAGGGAAAGGGGGGUCGAAAUGGUGCUGGUGUGAUUGAUUUGGAGGAUGAUCAUGUUGCUGGAAACGUUCCGUUUUCCCGCUUUGUCCCUGCUGCACAGAUUGCCCCUUCUGCUGGCCCUGUUGUUAUUAUUGAUUCAGACGAUGAGGACACCGCAAAGCCUAAUUGCACAUUCCAGGGAUUCCUCCCCAUUAAUACAGCUGGGAGCACUUAUUUAAUGAACAAUGUGAACUACCAGUUGGAGCAUGGGCCUAAAGCUUUGGCAGUACAGUCUUUUCAAAAUACAGUUUACAUGGGCGAUUCUGUUGAGGCACUUAACUCUUCAAUACUUGUAAGUUUUCCUCCAUUUGUUUGCUUUUGGAUAUGUUAUUUUCUCUAGUUAUAUUAUCCAGUUGAUAUAGCACAAUGCAGAUUGAUUUAUGCUAUUCUUCCUCGAAAUACUUCAGUUUCAAUUAAGUGUUGAAUACUCU
Cuscuta campestris is the source of this 1109-nucleotide messenger RNA. The record is from the annotation of a GenBank genome assembly. Lineage: Eukaryota; Viridiplantae; Streptophyta; Magnoliopsida; Solanales; Convolvulaceae.